Molecule: messenger RNA, 906 nt
Organism: Fusarium keratoplasticum
Lineage: Eukaryota; Fungi; Ascomycota; Sordariomycetes; Hypocreales; Nectriaceae
Product: APH domain-containing protein
Exons: 1
Coding region: 1-906 (301 amino acids)
Source: RefSeq, a predicted model, not a curated record
AUGGACUCAAACUUCGACGACACGAGGCUCUUUACCUACACGGAUGCAGAACUUGCCGGCCACGUCACUUCUCUUCCCAGUUUACCUAAUUUUUCCAAUGUUAUACCACUAUCUUCUAAGUAUUUGGCCAAGGGCUAUGCAGAGGAUGAGCUUGAGGAUGCUGCGGAAUCUAUGAAAUUCGCAGGUCAGCUUGGUAUCCAUGUCCCACACAUUCAACGAAUUAUCCAGGUCGAUGAUGCGUUUUAUUGCAUUAUGGAUCGGAUUCCUGGAACAACACUUGAUAUGGCGUGGCCAGAGCUUGGUUGGAUAGCAAGCCUUCGACUUGCCUUCCAACUUCGUCACGUCAUCCACCGCUUGAGGUCGGUUGUUUCAACCUCAUCUGGAUCACUGGCAACUGGCAAAUGCAGGUCAUAUUUUCUCGAAGAUUCUUUCGGCUUGCCACCUAGAGCUACCUUUCAACAGGUCAAUGCUUUCUUGAAUUUCUGGGCCAAUUUUGUCUCGCUCCGCCAUGAGAUUAAGAAGACACCGGCAGAGCAUGUGACCUGCCCGAGACCGGUGUUUUCAUACAGUUGCCCAUUUGUCUUUACCCAUCAUGAUCUGGCGCCUCGCAAUAUCAUUCUCGACCGCGAAGGGCAACUAUGGUUUAUUGAUUGGGAUUGCGCCGGAUUUUAUCCCAAGUUCUUCGAGUACGCCGGCAUGCAUAACUUCAUUCCCACGGCGUGGACCAAGUUCGCGUUGUGGCGAUGGAACCUAUUCGCCUGGGUUGCAGGCGGGUUUUACGAUAGGGAAUUCCAGUGGUUGGAAACGAUAAGAUCUCGCUUUACGCGCUUCCGUCCAGCACGUCGGUUCAAUAUGAAAGCAAACGGGUAUGCUGCUGCUGCCGGCAGGACCGACAAUGACUCUUAA